Molecule: messenger RNA, 2233 nt
Organism: Vicia villosa (hairy vetch)
Lineage: Eukaryota; Viridiplantae; Streptophyta; Magnoliopsida; Fabales; Fabaceae
Product: PAN domain-containing protein At5g03700
Exons: 1
Coding region: 2-1582 (526 amino acids)
Biological process (GO): recognition of pollen
Source: RefSeq, a predicted model, not a curated record
AAUGUCUUCCACUUCACUCUUAUGUCCAUCCACUUCCUGCUCUAUCAACUCCAAAUUCAAAAUGUCAACAACUCAUCACCUUCAUUUCACAAACAUCCUCCUCCUUCUCUUCCUCUCCACCUCGUUACCAUCUUUAGCAACACCCACUUCCAUUCCACAAGAGCUUCUCAAAGGCUUCUCCACAUCUCCACUCUCUACAUCCACACCCUUCCAACCUAUUCUAACCGACCCAACCGGCAACUUCUCUCUCGGCUUCCUCCGCCACAACCAAAACGACCUACAACUAGCCGUCGUUCACACACCUUCCUUAGAACCACUCUGGAUCGCCAACCCAACACAACCCGCAUCAUGGGCCGACACCACGCGCCUUUUCUUCAACGGCAGCCUAGUUUUAUCAGACCCACAAAGAAGCAUCACAUGGUCGACAAACACAGACGCCGACCGCGUGGUGAUUCUCAACACCUCGAAUCUACAAAUUCAAAGCAAAUCAACCACCAAAACUCCACCAUGGGAAAGUUUCAACUUUCCCACAAACACCCUCGUUCAGGAUCAAAACUUCACCACCAACAUGACUUUAGUAUCGCCUAACCGUCUUUAUUCGUUACGGUUAGGCGACAAUUUCAUGGGCUUGUACACAAUUAACACCGAACAAGAACAAGGAAGAUCGUUAUCCUUAUCAAAACGGUUAUUUCUGUUAUACUGGAAACACACUGCACUACAAGCAAAAGCUAAGGUAAUAACCGGUGCAGGACCCAUUUCCGCAAGAGUUAGCACAGAGGGUUACAUCGGAAUGUAUCAAACGAGUUCAAAACCCAUUGACGUUCAGAAAUUCAACAGCUUCCAACAAUCAUCAUCAACGUCGUUUCUCUUGGUCCGUUUAGAAUCUGACGGGAAUCUCAAAGGGUAUUAUUGGGAUUCAACACAGUCCACCUGGUUACUUAACUACCAAGCUAUAACAGAAACCUGCGAGCUUCCGAAUCCGUGCGGUUCUUAUGGUUUGUGUACGCCGGGUGAGUCUAGUUGUUCUUGUUUAGAUAACCAAACCCGGUUCGAACCGGGUGGGUGUUUAGAUAAUAAAGAUGAGAGUGGUGGAGAUGGUGAACUGUGCGGUGUGGAUGGAAUUGGCGGAGAGAAAAACUAUAUGAUUCUGAGAAAGACCGGUGUGGAGCCACCGCAUAAGGAGUUACUGGAGGAAGUAACGACGUCGUCUUUGGAGGAAUGUGAAGGGUUAUGUGAGAAAAACUGUAGGUGUUGGGGAGCGUUGUAUAGUAACCAAACCGGGUUUUGUUAUGUUUUGGAUUAUCCAAUAGGAACAAUGUUGGGAACAGGAGAUGAGUCAAAGGUGGGUUAUUUUAAGGUGAGGAAAGGUGCACGGAAGAGGAAUAGGGUUGGGGUUAUAAUUGGAAUUGUGGUUGCUGUUUUGGUUGGGAUUAGUGUCGUUGGGGGUGUGAUUUUUGUAAUGAGGUGGAGAAAGAAAAAAGGGAGUUUGAAGGAGGAAGAGAAUUGGGCUUCGCCCGGCCCAUAUAAGAAUCUGGGAUCCGAAAGUUUUAGUUCGAUUGAAAUGUCGGGUAGUGUGCAAUAAAGAAAUGAGAAUGUGACGGAAGGGGUGACGUAUUUGAAAGGUUGACAAAGAGAUUUUGAAUUGAAAAAAUGGAUUUACUUUGGAGGUAUUUAGGUGUAGUGGGAAUGGGAUGGGGUUUAUCUAAUCUAAUAUUUCCACUGAGUAGUGGUUGGUUGGUGCGCUUUGGCAUGUGAUGUGACCUUAUUCACUUUCCUAUUGAGGAAAUUCAAAUUGGAUUCUUAUUGAAGAUUUGGCAAUAAUGGAUGAUGAAGUGCAUUUAGGUUGAACCAGAUUUGAAUUGGUGAGAGUUGGUUUAGUUUGUUGUACUAUUUUUACUCACCAACUGGAGAAACAAGUGGUUGUGGUUUUGGAGUGGUGGAUGAAAUGAAAUCCGUGACUACAGUAUUGAGUAUUGACCGAACUCAAAAUUAGUAAGAAAGUGUUGUAGUAGUUGUCUGAUUUGGUGUCGGGCAUGGUAUUUUAUUAUGCAAUUUGCAUUGAAGUGUAGUUGACUUCGAAACGGCGGCCGCUAAUUGGUUGCAAGCGUGGGCACGAGUGUUAAGGGUAUCUUUUAAUGUAUGGAGUAUAAUCCAUGUGACAAGAUGAAUUAGCGUUAAAUUAGAUUUUAUUUUGUCAACUUGCAUUAAUAAAAAAACUGAGUUUAAUAUGUUU